CCCUCUGGUCCAUUAGCAGGAGGAACAGAUCGCUGACAGAAGAGAGGAGACAAGACGGUCGAGGCAGACGGAGCAGAAGAAGGACAGGCAGAGGAGACAACAACUAAGAAGACAGAAUAAGAUAAAAGAAGAAGACACAAAGCAUCAUGGAAGCUUUCAGGAAGGGACUCUCCAACGUGAAGGACGGAGUGGUGGCUGCCGCAGAGAAGACGAAGGCCGGUGUUGGGGAGGCCGCUGCCAAGACCAAGGAGGGGGUCUUCUAUGUUGGAAACAAGACGAUGGAGGGAGUGGUGACCGGUGUUAACACAGUCGCCCAGAAGUCGACCGAACAGGCCAACGUUGUAGCGGACACUGCGGUCACCGGGGCCAACGAGGUCGCCCAGGCAACGGUGGAGGGGGUGGAGAACGCAGCUCUGGCCACCGGAUUUGUCACCAAGGAGGAGGAAGAACCAGUGUCUGAGGAGGCCAGCCUCCCAAAAACAGAAGCCGAGGGAGAACAGACCGAACAGGCUGCACAGUAGAAUCUCGUCCUUCUAGACCUGCAGCCACUUCCUGUUUCUUCCUGUCCAAUGAGCAACGAGAGAAGAGGAACCUUUACAUUUUAUCUGUCGCUCAACGCUUUGACCUCUGACCCUCCUCAUCCACUGUGUGUAACCUAACCUCAUUAACCAAGAGAAACCCUCCUUCUCAACAUCAUCAUCUACCCUCCUGUUGCCAUGGUUACACUGCCUCAGCAUCAUAAUUCCACACACUCGCACACACAAACACUGAUGUCACUUUUUAACACUCUGAACUGAAUCAGGUCGUACGCACUCAUGCUCUCAGUUGAUUGGUCUGUGUGGGAUGACAUCACCCACCAGGCCGAGAGUUCACAUGGCUAUGCCGCAAGUGUCGUACAAGCCACGCCCACCCCAUGUCAAUCACCAGACUGACUCCGCCCCCCUGACAGACAGAUAUCUGAAGCCUUCUAAAUGCAUGUCGCUUUACUGACACACACACACACACACACUAAUAAUUAACCCUGUGAUUCACACACACACACACACACACACACACACACACACACCUGCAGUCUGUGUGUGUGAUAUUAACGGAGCUUCAGAGCUGAUUUCUUCUUUUACAAAACAACAGAAGUGAAAUAAAAACAAAGUUUAAAAUCC
Epinephelus moara (kelp grouper) is the source of this 1160-nucleotide messenger RNA. It is a transcript of the gene sncga, whose product is annotated as synuclein, gamma a. Gene Ontology annotation, molecular function: cuprous ion binding. The transcript is spliced from 6 exons. Gene Ontology annotation, biological process: synapse organization; chemical synaptic transmission; synaptic vesicle endocytosis. NCBI's taxonomy places the organism in Eukaryota, Metazoa, Chordata, Actinopteri, Perciformes, Serranidae. Gene Ontology annotation, cellular component: axon terminus; neuronal cell body; cytoplasm. Bases 147 to 521 code for a protein of 124 amino acids. The record is from RefSeq and is a predicted model, not a curated record.